AUGGAGAAGAUCAGGACGAAGUUACCCAACCCUGCGAAAAUCUGGCGACGCAGAAGCUCCGUUGAGCAGACAUCGCGAUAUGUCGGCGAGCAUGCUGGCUAUGACAACACUCCGCUUCCGAGGUUGACGUGGAAGGGAUUCUGGAUGGGCAUGCUAGUGUCUAUGGGAGGUUUUGUCUUCGGGUAUGAUACUGGUCAGAUUUCCGGGUUCCUGGGCAUGGUCGACUUCCUCCGGCGCUUCGGCCAGAGACAUGCAGAUGGCACGCCCUACUUCUCCAACGUACGCUCCGGACUCAUCGUGGGUCUAUUGUCCAUAGGCACAUUGUUUGGCGCGUUGAUUGCAGCGCCGAUCGCAGAUUGGAUUGGGCGGAAGAUGAGUAUCAUAUGGUGGUGUGGCAUCUUCUCUGUGGGCAUCAUCGUGCAGAUUGCCGCCACAGAUGAGUGGUAUCAGGUCAUGAUGGGCAGGUUCGUUGCCGGUCUUGGUGUUGGUGCACUGAGUCUACUCGUGCCCAUGUACCAGGCGGAAACCGCACCUCGACACAUCCGCGGAGCGUUGAUCUCCACAUACCAACUGUUCAUCACGUUCGGCAUCUUCCUGGCCGCAGUCUUCAACUACGCUGCAGAGCGCCACCAAUCCGGAAAAGCAGCAUCCUGGCAAAUCACGCUCGGGCUCUCCUUCGUACCUGCCGCUAUUCUCGCCGUCGGUAUAUUGGCCUUUUCCGAAACACCUCGCUUCAACUACCGUCAUGGUAAGAUCGACAAGGCCACUGAGACCAUGUCGGAAGUAUAUGGAGUACCAACCAACCAUUAUAGCAUCCAGCUAGAGCUUGAGGAGAUGAGAGUUAAGCUUGAAGCCGAAAGCAAGCUCGCGAAUGGACCCAUACAAGAAUGGUUGGGUAUGUGGAUGGCACCAAAGAUGGCAUACAGAUUGGCGAUUGGCAUGGGCUUGCAGAUGUUCCAACAGUUGACAGGCGCCAACUACUUCUUCUACUACGGUACCGUAGUUUUUGCUGGCACUGGUAUUAAGAACUCGUUCGUGACGCAGAUGAUCUUGAACGGUAUCAACUUCGGUGUCACCUUCUACGGCCUCUACAUCGUCGAGCACUACGGUCGUCGAAAAUCGCUCAUUGCCGGCUCAUGCUGGAUGUUCAUCUGCUUCCUCAUCUUCGCUUCGGUGGGUCACUUUGCCCUGGAUCGCGAUAACCCAGAGAAUACCGAGAGUGCAGCCACGGCGAUGAUCUGCUUUGCUUGUUUCUUCAUCUUCGGUUUUGCGACAACGUGGGGUCCGAUGAUCUGGACAAUCUGCGGGGAAUUAUACCCCAGCCGCUAUCGCGCGAAGGCCAUGGCUCUAUCAACGGCAUCAAACUGGUUGUGGAAUUUCCUUCUCGCCUUCUUCACGCCCUUCAUCACCGGUGCCAUAGACUUCCGCUACGGCUACGUCUUCGCCGGGACAAAUAUCCUUGGUGGUCUUAUCGUAUACUUCUUCGUCAUUGAAGGCCAAGGUCGCACACUUGAAGAAAUCGAUACCAUGUACCUGAUGGGUGUCAAGCCAUGGGAAAGCGCAAAAUGGGUCGUUCCCAGCUUGGAAGAGAUGAGUGGAGAUAUGAGGGUUAAGCUCGAAUCGGCAAACCCGGAGCUGGCCCUCAAGAAAGAGACUAAUGGAGGGACGGCUGACGGCAAUGCUAGUGUGAGGCACGAAGAAGAUGGCGAGGCGAUUCGCGGGAGUGAGACUAUGAGAGACGGGAGUGAAGAGGGGUUGAGGGAGAAAUCCGAGGUGGAGCCCAUGCGCCAUUCAUUGAGGCCUGGAGAGGCAACGAGCCCGACCGAUAUCGUUCAUAACGAAACUGAUCGCGGCAACUUCGGCAAAGAUAUCGACUACAACCGCGAGCGGUCGCCAAGCGAUGACACUUCCAGCGAGAACUCAGCUCAGGCUGGUGUGAAGCGCAUCGAAGCUGUGAGUAAGGCAUGGACGAAGACUUCGCUCAUCGUCGCCUAUGUCACCCUUCUACUUAUCGCCAAUGUCACAUCUCUCGAGAUUCAGGUCACUAGUGGUUUGACGCCAUAUGCCACGAGUGAUUUUGCGCUGCAUUCACUCGUCUCCACAAUCUAUGUAGUGCAGGGUGUCGUAGCUGGAGCGCAAAUUUUCUGGGCAGCCGGUUUCAACGGUCUAGGAGUUUUGCAACAGAUCUUCGUCGCCGAUACUACGGAUCUGCUCAAUCGUGCUCUUUUCUCCACCUUGUUUGACCUGCCCUUUCUCUGGACUACAUGGGCCGGGCCUGAAAGCUUGGUGGCAUUUUACAUGUCGGUCUUCCCAUACUUCAACUCUUACCUCCAGAUCGUCCAGGGCCAGUCUUUCGCUACGGCCGGAUACAUCACACGAGUUUUCACCUUCGCUUCGACUGUUUCAUCAAUUGUAGUUUCGCUCCUCAUAAAAUACACAGCGCACUACAAGUACUACACAACCUUGGGCGCGGCCAUCUACUUGAUGGGCAUGGGCCUCAUGCUGGCUUACCGGACCGAAGACGCAUCUACCGGUACCCUCGUCGGUACCCAAAUCGCCAUCGGAAUAGGCGGAGGCUUCUUGAACGUCCCCGUCCAACUUGCUGUUCAAGCAUCGUCCUCCCAUCAACAAGUCGCAGCCGCAACGACAGUCUGGCUGACUAUCCUGGAAGUCGGUGGUGCAGUAGGAUCAGCCAUCUCAGGCGCCAUCUGGUCAACCUACAUCCCCGCCAAACUGCAACAGUACCUUCCCACGGAAAACGUAGCGGAGUAUUCAACUAUCUACGGUAGUCUUGUCGUUGCAGCAGAUUACGUUACUUAUCCUGCUGGAUCACCCGUCCGCAUUGCUAUCAACCAGGCGUACCAAGAGACGAUGCGGUACCUACUCAUUGGAGCUCUUUGUUGCGCGGCACCUAUCGUUCCAUUGACAUUUUGCCUCAAGAACUACAAGCUGGACCAGAUGGAUCAGAAGGUUGUUGGUAAUGUCAUUGGUAGUGCUGAGAAGAGGGAGAAAGCCAAGAGUUGGCGGUUUUGGAAGCGAUAG
Alternaria rosae is the source of this 3042-nucleotide messenger RNA. Its product is annotated as siderophore iron transporter mirC. Gene Ontology annotation, molecular function: carbohydrate:proton symporter activity. The record is from RefSeq and is a predicted model, not a curated record. The transcript has 11 exons. Gene Ontology annotation, cellular component: plasma membrane. NCBI's taxonomy places the organism in Eukaryota, Fungi, Ascomycota, Dothideomycetes, Pleosporales, Pleosporaceae. The coding region runs from base 1 to 3042 and encodes 1013 amino acids. Gene Ontology annotation, biological process: carbohydrate transport; transmembrane transport.